Molecule: messenger RNA, 1066 nt
Organism: Ipomoea nil (Japanese morning glory)
Lineage: Eukaryota; Viridiplantae; Streptophyta; Magnoliopsida; Solanales; Convolvulaceae
Exons: 5
Coding region: 86-760 (224 amino acids)
Source: RefSeq, a predicted model, not a curated record
GACUACUUUACGUUAAAGGCAGCACCUUUUCCUUUUUAUCUGUAAAAUUAAAGAUUCAUUUGUUUUCUUUGUUUAUUCCGAGGUGAUGGAGGUGCGUCCGAAGAUGAUGACGGUUUUUGGGUUUGGGUUGGUGUUAGGAUUUAUUGUGUUGACGUUCGUUCCGGCGGGUUACGGUCAGGUUCCGAUUCCGACAAGGCAGGAUGGGUUCUGGUACGAGGAAAGAGUCGCCGGGGUUGAUUCCGUAGUGAUUGAAGCAUUCUUUGACCCUGUUUGUCCCGACAGCAGAGACUCGUGGCCGCCGCUGAAGCAAGCUCUCUCUAACUACGGCUCCCGUGUCUCCCUCGUCGUCCACCCCUUCGCUUUGCCUUACCAUGACAAUGCAUUCGUUUGUUCCCGAGCGUUGCAUGUGGUCAACGGUUUGAAUUCUUCAGCCACUUUUCAGUUGCUGGAAUCUUUCUUCCACCACCAGGAGGGAUUCUACGGGAAAGCGACUUUCAACUUGUCGAGAGCGUCUGUUGUAGAUAAAGUAGCAAAAUUUGCAGCUAAAACAGUCGGGGGUUCCUCGUACACUCAACUGAAAUCUGGGUUUACCGACACCAAAACUGAUCACGCGACAAGAAUAUCCUUCAAGUAUGGUUGUGUGAAGGGUGUUUAUGGGACGCCUUUCUUCUUCGUGAAUGGUUUUCCGUUGCCUGAUGAUGGCUCUACCUUAGACUACAAGAAAUGGAAAUCCAUCAUUGAUCCUUUACUGUUCGCCUAGCUAACACCACCAACCCUCGCCGGUGCCAGUGGUUUAUUCAUCUAUGGAAGAAUCAGUUUCCGUCACUCUAUCUCACCGUAAACGAACUUCACUGCUACUGCUCCUCUGCUAGACAAACUACUUAAUUAAUUAAACUCAUUGCUAGCUUACUGCGUUAUGUUUUAUUUCCUUAAUCAGAAAAUUUAAAGUAUUUUGGAUCACUUAUUCCACUACCUAAGAUCAAUGGUACAAUUGUAAGACUUAUGUGAUGAUUCAAAGCGUUUAAUUUCAUUUAUUUAUGUGAAAUUUGGACUAUGGAGAUUAAAA